Molecule: messenger RNA, 606 nt
Organism: Acomys russatus (golden spiny mouse)
Lineage: Eukaryota; Metazoa; Chordata; Mammalia; Rodentia; Muridae
Product: 60S acidic ribosomal protein P1-like
Exons: 4
Coding region: 1-606 (201 amino acids)
Biological process (GO): cytoplasmic translation; translational elongation
Cellular component (GO): cytosolic large ribosomal subunit; ribosome
Molecular function (GO): protein kinase activator activity; structural constituent of ribosome; ribonucleoprotein complex binding
Source: RefSeq, a predicted model, not a curated record
AUGGUAUUAAAUAACCAACUGAACCUCGAGCAGUCCUGCAAGAGGCUGAGCCCCGGAGAAAUUUCUGACCCUGCACAACCCUUCAGCCAGGCAGCCUGUGCUCUGCAGCUGCCCUCCAGGCUGCCCGAGAAGGAGGCAGCAGUGAGCUGCAGUGAGAAGCCAGCUUUCUCAUUUGACAUAUUCUCACAGGAAAUUCUGAGGAUUCCGAGAAUUCUAAAUCUGAAUCUGGCCUUUCAGGGUGUCGAGCCGGCAGUUCACAACAUUGACUCCAUAUCCGAGCUCACCUGCAUCUACUCCGCCCUCAUUCUUCAGGACGACCAGGUGACGGCCAUGGAGGCUAAGAUCAAUGUCCUCAUUAAAGCAGCCAGUGUCAACGUCGAACCUUUCUGGCCUAGCUUGUUCGGAAAGGCCCUGGCCAAUGUUAACAUUGGGAGCCUCAUCUGCAAUGUAGGGGCUGCUGGGCCAGCUCCAGCAGCUGGAGCUGCACCAUUAGGAGGUCCUGCGCCAGCCACCGCUGCUGCCCCAGCUGAGGAGAAGAAAGUGGAAGCAAAGAAGGAAGAAUCUGAGGAGUCUGAUGACGACAUGGGCUUUGGUCUUUUUGACUAA